Molecule: messenger RNA, 1901 nt
Organism: Cyclopterus lumpus (lumpfish)
Lineage: Eukaryota; Metazoa; Chordata; Actinopteri; Perciformes; Cyclopteridae
Gene: rad51d
Product: RAD51 paralog D
Exons: 11
Coding region: 319-1326 (335 amino acids)
Biological process (GO): DNA strand invasion; telomere maintenance; reciprocal meiotic recombination
Cellular component (GO): Rad51B-Rad51C-Rad51D-XRCC2 complex; centrosome; replication fork
Molecular function (GO): single-stranded DNA binding; ATP-dependent DNA damage sensor activity; four-way junction DNA binding
Source: RefSeq, a predicted model, not a curated record
ACGGCGAGCAGCAGGAGAAAAGAUUGAAGCCUUCGCGUAUUGAUAACUGCUGUGGCGUCAGUGAAGGAAAUCAAAAGAAGUUGACCAAAAAAAGUUUAGUCAAAAAUGUAAAAUGCGGUUCCGUGUUUGAACGUCGUGAACUUCAGUGAAAGUAAUUUAAUUACUGUCUCCAACCGCCAUUUAAAAAAAAAAGCUGCGCUGAAACCAACUGUAGCUUGCGGCUCCUUGUAAAGCUAGCUAACUUCCGCCCGCACUUCCGCCUACUUCUUCUUCUUCUUCUCCUUCUUUAAUGCGCACAGACUUAAAACAUGCAACAGCAUGGUCGUCUUAAGAGAAGGAAUGUGUCCGGGACUGGAUGAGGAUUUAGUUCGUGACCUGCGGGCUGCUGGCAUUAAAACAGUGGAGGACGUGGUCUCAUCUGACAUCGAGGAACUAGCUCAGAGAUGCGCGGUGUCAUAUAAGGCUCUGUUCGCCAUCCGCCGCGUGCUGCUGGCCCAACACGCCGCGUUCCCCGUGUCGGGCGCCGAUCUGUACGAAGAGCUGUUGAGCUCGACGGCCAUCCUCUCCACCGGAAACCCCAGCCUGGACGCUCUGCUGGACUCAGGCUUGUACACCGGAGAGAUAACGGAGCUGUCGGGAGGCCCGGGGAGUGGCAAAUCUCAGGUGUGUUUCGGCGUCUCCGUGCACAUUUCCCACCGACUCAAGCAGAGCGUGAUAUUCAUCGAUACGACCGGAGGGCUCGCCGCCGGCCGCUUGCUUCAGAUGCUGCGAGCGGAGACGAGUAACGCCGAGGAGCAGAUGGAGGCUCUUCAGAGGAUCCACGUCUACCGGGCGUUCGACGUCUUCUCUCUGCUCGACUGUCUGCACGGCCUGCGCGCCGGACGGCUUCGGCAGGCGCUCGGCGGCGGCUCCGUGAAGGCGGUGAUCGUGGACUCGGUGUCGGCUGUUAUCUCUCCUCUCCUGGGAGGCAAACAAAAUGAAGGCAUGUCCUUGAUGAUGCAAGUAGCGGGAGUUCUGAAGACGCUGGCGAAGGACUUCAACGUGGCGUCGCUGGUCACGAACCACGUCACGAGGAGCGGCGGCGGGGAGCUGCAGCCGGGCCUCGGCGCGUCGUGGGCUCCCGUCCCCAGGACCCGGAUCCUGCUGGAGCGAGCGGAGGGCGCCGCGGACGUCGGACACUCCAGCGUCCGCUCUGCGACGCUGAUCAAGUCCUCGAGACGGCCGUGUCUCAUCAAAGAGGAGUUUGACUUGCGCUGGUGGAGUCGCUCCGGAGGAGAAGAAGCUUCCUCCGGAAAGAGGGAACGGGAGGAGACGGAUUCCCCAUGAGAGACGACAAACCUGGCCAAAAGGCGGGUACGAGCCGCCGCUUGCGGAUGCAUUCCCAGAUCCACGCGGGCGAGACUCUCUGGGCCUCGUGGUCGUCCUCGGGCGCCGCCAGCGUGUGCGUGGCGGAGGAGGCGUCGUAGUCCGGGACGACGUCGCCGUCGUACGCCACGAAGUAGCGCCGCAGCUUGUCGACGUCCUGCAGGGAGACGGGCAGGAAGAGCUUCACCCCGCUGAAGAUGUCCAGCAGCGUCUGCGGGAAACACACACACACACACACACACACACACACACACACACACACACACACACACACACACACACACACACACACACACACACACACACACACACACACACACACACACACACACACACACAUUGGAUUACACUAUUAAACUGAUCAGCUUAUUAUUAUUAUUAUAGAACUGAUGAUAAGUCACGUUCUGUGAACAUGAUACUGGUGUCGGGAUUAAAAAAGAGGCGAAUAGCUGUGAAUAUAAAGAGCCAUUAAACCUACAAUCAGAGUUCAUCUUUGUUUACAUUAAACAAACAAACAAAUAAACAUCUGUAAUACA